This is a messenger RNA of Macrobrachium nipponense, 2122 nucleotides long. It is a transcript of the gene PIG-B, whose product is annotated as GPI mannosyltransferase 3-like. Gene Ontology annotation, biological process: GPI anchor biosynthetic process. Gene Ontology annotation, cellular component: endoplasmic reticulum membrane. Lineage: Eukaryota; Metazoa; Arthropoda; Malacostraca; Decapoda; Palaemonidae. Gene Ontology annotation, molecular function: alpha-1,2-mannosyltransferase activity. The transcript has 8 exons. Bases 57 to 1580 code for a protein of 507 amino acids. The record is from RefSeq and is a predicted model, not a curated record.
UUUCAUGUUAAAUUGUUUUCCAGGUACUUUCAUCAGAUUUCAUCAAUAAUCCAUGGAUGGUUUUUCUUUUGGUGCGCUUAUUAAGCGUACUUUUUAUCCAGACAUGGUUUGUUGCAGAUGAGUAUUGGCAAGCCACAGAAAUUGCUCAUCACAUGGCAUUUGGGUAUGGGUACCAGACAUGGGAAUGGCAACAUGGAAUUCGCAGCGCAGUGUAUCCUGCUAUUUUUGGUUUUAUGUACAAAGUAUUACACUUUGUGAAGCUUGACUAUCCAUUAUUAUUGGUAGAACUUCCUAGGGUGAUCCAUGCAGUGGCAUUUAGUAUAGGGGAUUAUCACACGUGGAAACUGUCGAAGGAGCUGUAUAGUAGAGACUCGGCAUCCUGGACAAUUAUUUGUUUAAUAUCAUCUUGGUUUUUGGAGUAUUGUGCUCCUCGAACCUUAACCUCUUCUGCUGAGACUGUGCUUACUUCUGUUGCAUUAUGUUACUAUCCAUGGAAGAAGAAACAAGAAAGUUAUAACGCUGGAUAUCUUUGGCUGGUGGGUGCUGCAUGUGUAAUUAGACCGACAGCUGCUAUUCUUUUCGUGCCUCUAUGUUUGGAGCACAUAUGGAAGUCACGCUGUAAACAGAAACUAGGUCUUCGAUAUUUCAUAAUUAUAGCAACUGUUCUACUCCUGAGUGUGGGAAUAGAUUCUUGGUAUUAUGGCCGUCUGGUUGUAGUUCCUUGGAGAUUUGCCCAUUUCAAUAUAGUGUCUGGAUUGUCCUCUCAUUAUGGAACCCACCCUUGGCACUGGUACUUAACUCAAGGAAUUCCUGCAACUCUAACUACGCAUCUUGUCCCAUUUCUCUUGGCUGUUGUGUAUUGCCCAGGACGACAUAAGGCUCUCUUACCUGUUUGCCUUUGGAGUGUUUUUGCUUACAGCUGCCUUAGUCACAAGGAGUUUCGUUUUCUUCUCCCUAUCUUACCAUUGUGCCUUUGUAUUGCCAGCGAUUAUAUUGCAUACGAGCUGUCAUCACAAUCCAAGAAAGCAGAAAAAAAUGUAGUAUGGAGGGCUAUGAUUAUCCUCAUUUUCUUGAUACUGCCUAAUGGUCUGGCUUUAGUUUAUCUGGGACUUGUACAUCAGAGAGGACCAUUAGAUGCUAUAAGUGUGCUAAGAAAAGAAAUUGCAUCUCAUAAGAAUCCCAGUGUAUUAUUUUUGAUGCCAUGUCACUCCACACCAUAUUACAGUCACUUGCAUAGAGAUGUACCACUCCGCUUCCUUACUUGUGAGCCCAAUCUGAAGUAUGAAGUCAACUAUACAGAUGAGGCGGACGUUUUUGAAAAAAAUCCACUUGAUUGGCUUUAUCAGGAAUAUGGCAUCACUGAACAUAAGUUGCUAAAUAGAAGAGAUGAAAGUUUAUCAAAGCACAGGAGCUUAGGUGAUAUAAAGCCUUUACCCACUCACAUAUUGUUAUUUGAUGUUUUACUAGAAAAAAUUGACAAAUUUCUUGAGGAACAUAAAUUUCAUUUAUGUCACAGAAUAUAUAAUUCUUUAGUUGUUGAUGGUAGAAGAAGCAAAUAUAUUCUUAUAUUCUGUAGGUGAUUAAUGUAAAUCAUUUGAAAAUAUAUUUGAUAUUUUUUGUACAGUAUUUGUAUUGUGUUAAAGUUCAGAUGCUGUAUACAGUGGACCCCCCGUAUUUGCGGACUCACGCAUUCGCAGAUUUCUCUCUGGAACAUUUCCCCCCCAUUAUGCGAGGAAAAUUCACCUAUUCGCUGUAUUUUUAUAUGAGAAAUAUCCACAAAUCCCUGUUUUUUUAUCAGUUUCAUCAUAAAAUGCACUUUUUGUGAUAAAACUAUAUUUAAAAAACCAGGUGUAAAAAUUUUUAUGAGGUUUAUCUUGAGUUUUACCUAACAAAGUAGGAGGUUUUAAGCAUUUUUAUAGGGGUAACAACUAUUUGCAGGUUCUAACUAUUCGGGGGCGUCUGGUACGCAUCCCUUGUGAAUACGGGUGGACCACUGUAGUCAGUUAAAGAGAAUUGCCUUAGUUUUUCAGAAUUUUUUUUCAGAACUUUUUAUUUUUUUUAUUUUUAUUACAGGGCAAAUAAAUCACACAAAUAUAGAAAAAGUAUUUCAGUUGCAAAAAUA